Molecule: messenger RNA, 3843 nt
Organism: Fukomys damarensis (Damara mole-rat)
Lineage: Eukaryota; Metazoa; Chordata; Mammalia; Rodentia; Bathyergidae
Gene: Syt7
Product: synaptotagmin 7
Exons: 12
Coding region: 17-1915 (632 amino acids)
Biological process (GO): regulation of calcium ion-dependent exocytosis; regulation of dopamine secretion; vesicle fusion
Cellular component (GO): axon; membrane; synaptic vesicle
Molecular function (GO): phosphatidylserine binding; calcium ion binding; calcium-dependent phospholipid binding
Source: RefSeq, a predicted model, not a curated record
UUUGUCACUGUGGCUCAUGUUUACUGCCUGUGAACCUGUGUGGUGGUGGGGAGCCUGCCUUUACAGAGCAGAACAGAGAGCUCCAGUGCUGUCCACAAAGCUGGGAGGAGGGGCACCCACCCGCGAUGUUCUGCUGGUGUCCGCCAUCAUCACCGUCAGCCUUAGCGUCACGGUUGUCCUCUGCGGCCUCUGUCAUUGGUGUCAGCGCAAACUGGGCAAACGCUACAAGAACUCUCUGGAGACUGUGGGCACACCGGACUCGGGGCGCGGGCGAAGUGAGAAGAAGGCCAUCAACGACCUAGACAGAGACUUUUGGAAUAACAAUGACAGCACAGUGCAGCAGAAAUGGAGCUCCUACCCUCCCAAGGAGUUUAUUCUAAACAUUUCACCCUACGCCCCUUAUGGCGACCCACGACUGUCCCUCAAUUUCGAGGACUCCACCCUGUCCACGGCCACUACCCUUGAGUCUAUCCCCAGCUCCGCGGGAGAGCCAAGGUGCCAGCGACCCCGCACCCUGACGCGGCAGCAGAGCCUGCAACAGCCCCUCAGCCAGCACCAGCGGGGCCGGCCGCCCAGCCAGCCCACCACCAGCCAGAGCCUGGGCCAGCUGCAGGCCCACACGGCCGCAGCGCCCGGCACCAACCCCCGCUCCCACGGCCGCGGCCCAGCCCGGCAGGCCGCCUCAGCCGGCUCCAAGUACCGGGCGGCUGGGGGCUGCAGCCGCUCCAACCCGGGCAGCUGGGACCACAUGGUGGGGCAGAUUCGAAACCGAGGCUUGGACAUGAAGUCCUUCCUGGAAGGCCGAAUGGUGGUGCUAUCCUUGGUCUUAGGGCUUUCGGAACAGGAUGACUUUGCCAAUAUCCCUGACCUGCAAAACCCAGGAACCCAGCAGAACCAGAACGCUCAGGGGGACAAGAGGUUGCCCACAGGAGGGAAGGCAGUGGACACGGCGCUGGUGCUGGGCCAGACACCCCACGAUGAAUCUGACCGCAGGACUGAACCCCACUCCUCCGUCUCGGACCUGGCCAACUCCCUGACCAGUGAGAUGCUCAUGCUGUCCCCGGGCUCCGAGGAAGAUGAGACCCACGAAGGCUGCAGCCGCGAGAACCUGGGCCGGAUCCAGUUUAGUGUGGGCUACAACUUCCAGGAGUCCACACUCACUGUGAAGAUCCUGAAGGCCCAGGAGCUGCCGGCCAAGGACUUCAGUGGCACCAGCGACCCCUUUGUGAAGAUCUACCUGCUGCCCGACAAGAAGCACAAGCUGGAGACCAAGGUGAAGCGGAAAAACCUCAACCCCCAUUGGAACGAGACCUUCCUCUUCGAAGGUUUCCCCUACGACAAGGUGGUGCAGAGGGUCCUGUACCUCCAGGUCCUGGACUAUGACCGCUUCAGCCGCAAUGACCCCAUUGGUGAGGUGUCCACGCCCCUGAACAAGGUGGACCUGACGCAGAUGCAGACCUUCUGGAGGGACCUGAAGCCGUGCAGCGAUGGGAGUGGGAGCCGAGGGGAGCUGCUCUUGUCUCUCUGCUACAACCCCUCUGCCAACUCCAUCAUCGUGAACAUCAUCAAAGCCCGGAACCUCAAAGCCAUGGACAUCGGGGGCACCUCAGACCCCUACGUGAAGGUGUGGCUGAUGUACAAAGACAGGCGGGUGGAGAAGAAGAAGACGGUGACCAUGAAGAGGAACCUGAACCCCAUCUUCAACGAGUCCUUUGCCUUCGACGUCCCCACGGAGAGGCUGCGGGAGACGACAGUCGUCAUCACCGUCAUGGACAAGGACAGGCUGAGCCGCAACGAUGUCAUAGGCAAGAUCUACCUGUCCUGGAAGAGCGGGCCAGGCGAGGUGCGGCACUGGAAGGACAUGAUCGCCCGUCCCCGGCAGCCCGUGGCCCAGUGGCACCAGCUGAAAGCCUGAGCACCAAGGGAUGCCCAGGGGGCCGAGGCCCGGGCCCAUCGCGCCCUGGCCGCUUUACGCACACUGUCCGGCCUGGCCCCCACCACGGGUGAGGGGACGACCCUGAGGGCUCAGCCAGGAGGUCCCCGACCAGCAGGGCCCAUCCAGGACAUGCAGCCCCACCCCACGGCCCAUGGGGACUCCUGAGCCAUCUCCCUGCUUUGCCCGCCCUUCCCGACUUGCCAGUGCCGCGCAGUGAGGGACGCCCACGAGCAGACAGGCACAACCUCCAGAGCCCUGCCAGGUGGGCACGGCCCCCGUUUUCUUUACGGCAGUGCCUGGAGUGGAGAGAAGCCAGCCCUCCUGUCCAGGAGGUGCCGAGGCGUUUGGCCCCGGCCUGGCAGGACAGGCCCGUCUGGGCGGCUUCAGGUGCCGGCUGGGCCCUGAAUGCCGAGGACAGUGCACGGCCCACCCUGGUCUGUGUUGUGUCACUGUGUGAGUGUGUGUGUGUGUGUGUGUGUGUGUGUAUGUGUGAGUGCUGAAGGCCCAGAGAAGCAGGUGUGCUGGAGGGUGAGGCGGGGCGUGGCCAUCCCACCCUCUCCUGAGUCUCGGCAGCUCCUUCCUGGCGACUUCACCUCUUGGACAUCGGUUCACAACUUUUAGGCACCUAUUGUGUGCAUAGCAUUCCCCCAGGACCCACCAGCUCCCUUCUGUCUCAGGGGUUCCAGCCCCACUUUUCCCCAGCGCCUCCAGAGAUCCCCCUUCUCAGACCUGUGCUCGGCUCCCUGUGCCUGACUGGCCUCUGCCCACACCAGGCUCGGGGACGCCUUGCUUUCCUUCCCUCCUGGCGUGGCUUCCCCUGUCCAGCCCGCCCUGCUGGCCCCUGAGCGUCCUCCCGCCCUCCCAGACUUAAGGCUAGGGUGUUGGUGACCUGGCUUGCACCUUGGGCCGGAGCAGGUCCUCCUAUGGCGACAGAGCCUCCCCACAUUCCCAGAAGCCACCACUAGGUGGCACCAGCACACCGCAUGGGGGACACCAUCAGGGACGGCGCCGGCUCCGGCCGUGAGGGCUGGCCACCGUGUUCUCUCGCCGCUGCAACUGACACUGCAGCUGCCCUGUGUCCCAGUCCCUUCCUCCCUGGGAUCCCAAGGGAUCUUACUCAGUAAUGAAUCGUUCAUAGCAAAGAUGCCGGUUGUGUAAAGCAUAGCAAUGCAUUGCUUGUAAACCCAGAGUCUGUACAGUGUAGCUGCCCAGCCCUGGGUGUGCAGCAGGCAUCAGAGGGUGGAGGGCAGGGCAGCAUGCCCCUUCCUUGGAGGGAGCCUGUGGGGAGCCCGGGGCCCAGCCAGCCUUCAGGAGGGGCCAGCAAGGGCUCCCCUGCCCGUGCCACCAGCGGCCCGUAGUCCUAGCAGACGUACAGUUCCCAUCAGACCCCCAGGCUGCUGUGACAGCCAGGUCCCCCUCCCUAGGCUGCAUGGGGAGGGCUGAGGGUGGGUGGGCUGGCAGAAGGUGGGACAGCCUAGGGCACUCGGAGGACAGGGGAGGGAAGGGGGAGGGUGCCGGAGCCCAGCCACCAUCCCAGGACCCUGGACAAGUCACCCACUCUCCCUGUGACUCAGUUUCCCCAUCUGCAAAAUGAUGGUAAUAAUACUUCACCUACCUCAUGGGGGAGGUUGUGAGGUCACCAUCGCCUGACCUGGGGGUCUAGCGAGGCAGAAGGACCCUGAAGGUGCUACCGGGAGCAAAGUAUUAUUACCACAGCCUGAGAGCUCGCCCACCCCUGGUCCCUGCUACAGGGACAUGGAGGCAGGGUCCUCUGUCUUUUCACUGUGUCCCGGGCCCUGUCGUGAGUGUCAUCUGCCUCGUUCGUGGGUACCCUAGACUUAGUCGUGACCUGAUUCAGCUCUCCUCUCUGUGAACAUCUCCCCAGGAACUGCUGUGCAAAUCCGCCA